This is a messenger RNA of Oryzias melastigma (Indian medaka), 940 nucleotides long. Its product is annotated as 34 kDa antigenic protein homolog. NCBI's taxonomy places the organism in Eukaryota, Metazoa, Chordata, Actinopteri, Beloniformes, Adrianichthyidae. The transcript is spliced from 4 exons. Bases 92 to 802 code for a protein of 236 amino acids. The record is from RefSeq and is a predicted model, not a curated record.
UGGACUGCUUGCAUUGUUCUAAAGCAGCUGCUUCCAAUUAGCAAUUAGCUUUGUUACCCCGAGGAACAGUUAUAAACAGCUCCAGGAAGUCAUGGUCAGUAUCAGAGAUUCCUGUACAUCCUCUUCUGUGGUCAAAGGUAGCUGGUGUAAAAUGAGGGUGUUGUGGAUCUCUCUGCUCAUUGGAAGCAUCACCUGCUUUCCUCAACAAGGAGGCAGUGGUGUUCCUUCUCCCAUGUGGCUUCCACGUUCUGGACAAGCUCCAUCAAAGCCAGGCUAUGAGGAACCCUCUGAGCAAACUGGUGGUCAUGACAGUUCCAGCAGCUAUCCCUGGUUGUAUAGCAGCAACACUGCUGGAGGUCCUUCAGACAGUGGAAUCUUCCAGCCCAUGUGGUUCCCUGUAAUGCCAUCUGGACAGGAACCAUCCAAGCCAUCCCAUCAGAAGCCUACAGGACAGUCCAGCACUUAUGGCAGCUACAGUGGUCCCUACACUGCGGGGGGAGCCUACAGUUCCUCUGGCUCCCAGCAGUACGGUGCACCGAGCAGUCAGUCUGGAGGGGCUGAGCAGGAGAACUGGAGCUCUUCAUCUGAUGGUGACGAUGAGGAGGAGCCCGUCUUCACUCCAGUGAGCGAGGAGGAUCAGGUGUACGCUUUCAAGUCUCGUUCUCGCUACAACCAGAAACGGCUGCUGUUCAGUCAGUUCCGCUACACCCCAACAGAACCAUGGCAGCAUCAGGAUCCAGUGUUUCCACACACGGGCAAAACAUCUCAACACGGCAAAGGUCCAGUCAAAGGAGGCUACUGAAGAUCCCUGUGGUGAAGCUCCCAUCCCUGAGGAUAUGUGGUCUCUGUGUAGCUGUUGGCAAUUAAGGUCUAUUUCUCAAGUCCACAUCCUCAACAGGAGGUGCUUCUUGGUCUACAAAUAAAUGGUCAGAAAAAUCAA